AUGUUGAUGAAUAAUUCUUGGUUACUGUUGGCCAUUAUCGCUGUAUUCGCAGUCUUCGUUCAAUCUGACUAUCAACAAGGUAAUUCUGGACCAGAAGUACAAAAUCUAAUCUCUAAUGGAGAAAGCAAUGUGAAAAAAACUGUUCGGGCAGAAACUACUGGUACAAAAGAAAACACAGGGAAAGGAAAGAAAAAUACUGGAAAUGGUCAGACGAAAAAAAGCCAAUAA
Messenger RNA from Schistosoma curassoni, 228 nucleotides. Lineage: Eukaryota; Metazoa; Platyhelminthes; Trematoda; Strigeidida; Schistosomatidae. The record is from the annotation of a GenBank genome assembly.